AUCUAUUCUUUGUAGCCAUUAGAGCAAUUGAUUCUGAAUUGGUGCCAAAGAUUCUAAGAAUUGAAGCCCAUGAAAGGAAUGAUUUCAAGAUUUCUUGUUCUUCCUUUUUAUAUUGGAUGUUUGUCUCAAUCGACCGUGGGUGAAUUCGAUUCGACACGAGUGGUCAAGAAAUCGAAACCCGAAUCGAAUCGAGUUGCUACAAGUAUGGCCAUGGAGGAAGGAAGCUCAUCAUCAAUGGUGGAAAUCAAGAAAUCUUGGAAUCCUACAACUCUAAAUAGAUCUAACAUCUCCAAGGCCAUGGAUAGGCUAAUAAGAAUCACAUUCAAAGGCUUUACUCAAAUGUUUGCUUACAAAGAUAUGGAGGACAUCAAGAUUGAGACGGAAAUGGAAAUAGGAUUCCCAACCGACGUGAAGCAUGUCACACACAUAGGCGCUGAUGGAUCUAUGACUACAAAUCCCAGUAAAAACUGGGAUCCUAUUCAACUACCUGAAACACUUUCUUUUCCUCCGGUUUCUUUGCAACAAUUUGAGCUUGCAAUGGCCGUGGAGGCCGAGGAACCUGCCUCCCCUUCUAAACGUAGCUGAAAUUAGAUACAAAAACAUAACAAACUGAGAAUUGAGAUUUUAAUGGAUGUGGAGGAACAAGUAGUGGAUGGAAAAUGGUUUGGGUUUGUGAUGAAAUUCGUUUUGUUUUUAUGCGUGUUUUAUACUGAUUUUAUUGAGAUGGUUUCAUCUG
This is a messenger RNA of Cynara cardunculus var. scolymus (artichoke), 736 nucleotides long. RefSeq names its product CRIB domain-containing protein RIC4-like. Bases 70 to 585 code for a protein of 171 amino acids. The transcript has 2 exons. Lineage: Eukaryota; Viridiplantae; Streptophyta; Magnoliopsida; Asterales; Asteraceae. The record is from RefSeq and is a predicted model, not a curated record.